Messenger RNA from Stylonychia lemnae, 2985 nucleotides. The record is from the annotation of a GenBank genome assembly. Lineage: Eukaryota; Ciliophora; Spirotrichea; Sporadotrichida; Oxytrichidae.
AUGUUCAGCCAUCAGAAUGCUGAGACAGCAUUUAACAUUCUUGAAAAUCCAAAUGUGAUUAUGAAAAGAGUUCAUGAAAUGUAGGCUGCCAUUGACUAAAGACUUUAUAAAAACAAAAAUGCUGAGGCCUAGAGAGUUGAGCAAUAGAACUACAAACUACUUUAGUAGUGUCUCUCUAACAACAUAAUUUAGGUCUCAAAUGAUUCAAAAUACAAUAAGUUUCUUAGUAAGAGAUCAAGUGUCAAUACUGAUAGGCAGAGUGAAGGCAACAGAAUGGGCUUAAUGAAAAAGAAAUCUAGUUUAGGAACAGGUAGUAUUGUAGAUGAACCAGUGAGUAAAACUAGAAUAAUAAAUGCUAUGAAUAUGAGUAAUGACUCAGGCAAAAAGUUUGUUGUUAAGGAAGUUGGCAAAAAGCUACUUAGAAGCAUACUUGAAAUCUCAAAUUAAAGAUCUCCUCAAAAUGAAGAUGACUAAGCUUUAAGAUAAGAACAUUAGGAGAAGCUGAUAGCUGACUCUCCUAAGAAGUAAAAACGGUAAUUUGAUAGGAAUGAAACUUUUUUGAGUUAAAAAAAGUCUAUGAGUAAAUCCUCAAAUAUCAACUUAAGGCCUCAAUCAAAGUAAUCUGUUGGUUUAUCAUCCUAAGCAUUCUCCCCUAAAUCUGUGCUAUCAACUGAGAAGAUAUUUGAUGGUCCAGAGAAGAAGGCUAAAUUUUUUAAUUGUGCAAAAGAGUUUAACAAUCUUUCUUAAAAAGCAGAUGCCUCUAAGAAUGCCAAUCUCGCCUUAUUAAAAAAUUUACAGGAGCAAAAUGUAGUUCCAAUACCUAUUCUAACUAGACUAGAUAAAUAAGCUUUGAAUCUAAUGGGGUAUUAGCUCAAUGAUGGUUUAGCUAUUUCACUUGGCAAAACGCUCUAGCACAUCCAAACCAAAGGCCUAAAGAAAUAAAUAAAGGAGGCUUAUUUUGAUAAUAAUGGACUAAAGGAUUCAAGUUUAGCUGUUAUUCUAAGAGGUCUUGUCGAUCAUUUGAGUCUUAUCAGACUUUAUUUAUCAAAUAAUGAGCUAGGUGUAAUGUCAAUUGAACCAUUGCUAUUAAUCCUGUCUAAAAAUAAGCCUCAUCACAUUAAUGACUUAGAAUUACACAACAUUACGACCUAGGGAUACAUCAUCGAACAAGUUCUACUAAAAAUAGUGUAGACUCCAUAUUUAAGAGUCCUAAGAAUAUCGAAUAUAAACUUGAGUGAUUCUAAAACAAUGAACAGUCUGAUUCUCAUCAUUAAAAAGUGUGAAAAUCUCAGAGAAUUAGACCUUUAGUGGCUUCGUCUAUUGCCUAAUUAAAAACUGAUAAAGACUCUAGAUGUAAUAGCACCUAAGAAAUUCUUGCUAGAUCACGACUUUCUAUUAAAUAAUCAGUUUAAAAAGGAAUUUCAACCAGAGAAUAAUGCUAAGCCAUAAAUUAAGCUGCUUGAAACAGAAUAAGAAUAAGAUCUUGAUUUGGAUAGUUUUCAAAUUAUGCAGGAAUCUAAAAUAAUUAACACCCAUAUAAUGGACAAAAUUAAUAUUCAAAAGUAAACUACUUCAAAUAAUCUAAAAGGGAAUCAUAAUCUACUGUCUCAUUUAGAAAAACCUUUGGAACUUAGUAGAAUGAUUGAUCACUCUGAGCUUAUUUGGAAUAUGGGAUUAAGUUAUGGAUUUAGAAGUAAUAAUUCUAAAUGCAAUAGUAUUUUCAGCUUGAACUACUCUUAAAAUUGGAAAAUUUGUGAACCAAAUGAGUGCUGGAUUUGCAUGAAAUAUAAAUAUGUAGUUAUAUUCUACAAGCAAAAUUAAGCAAUUAAUUAAUUUCAUCUGGUUAGCAAGGAAAGAAGUCAGUAAGUUGACAAUAGAAAUACUCAAUUUCUGAAGACUGUCAUUAACGAACAGAUAAAGGGCCCUAUAAUUAGUGGGACAUUUACGGACUGGAAUUACACUUAAAUGCUCCCUGUUCAUCAAUUUGCAAUGCUUUUGGAUCAGAAGUUCAAAAAUAAUUUGAUUGAGUAAUAAGACCCAUUUGAUGUGAUGAAGAUCUUGCAACUAGAUGAGUCUAUUUCGAAUACAAUAUACAUUAAUUUUCCUGUUUAAAAUGAUGUGGAAUAUGACGAUGCUAUUGGAUAAGAUUUAUAUGUUUUUGCAGGAUUUAUGAAGCCAGGGAAGUAAACUAUUCUGAUAAGAGAUAUGGAUUCGAAUUGCUAUUUUUCUAAAUCCUUUGCAGUAGAGCUGAGAAGCCAUGAAAUAAUUACUCAAAAGAGUUUAGUGUAUUUAAGGAAUGGAAAGAAGAUACAGUGUAAUCUCUAAAGAAAAUGUUUGAUAAUGAUCUAAGCUGUUGGAAAGUACCCAGAUUCGUUAAAAGCUAGGAAGAUACUUUUCAUCGCUACCAAUGUUGAACUUGUUGAUAUGAGUGAAAACCCUGACAAGGAGUUAUGUCGUUUUGAGAUUCUAGAAAUAUUUGUUAGAAUUGCAGGAGCUAAAUAUAAAGAUACAGGGACUACUAAAACUUUCAGCGAAAGUCUUAAAAUGUUACUUGAAAAUCAUAUUCUUCCUCUAUGUUAAACUUUAAAUUGGCAGGAGUUUAGAGAGAAAGACCUUUGGACUCUUGAUAUAAAUGAUACUUUUGAAGCUAAUCUAGAGCCUUUAAAAAAGCUGUUCGGUUAAUUUGGAAAAGUAAACAAAGGAUUUUUGAAUUAAAAAGAGUGCAUAAACAUGAUCAAAGCAGCAGGUAUUGAGAUUGGGGAGAAAGAUAUAAUCUUUUCAUAUGGAAUGAAACAAUACAAUAAGAUGCAAUUUGUAGAAAUGCUAGAGUUCAUCGCUAGACUUGGAGAGCAGAUAUUUAAAAACUAGCCAGAUUUGAUGCUUUAAGAAAAAAUUGAAAAUGUUAUGGAUUCUUUGCUAAGGUUAGUAGGAAUGCAAAGAAAGCAGCCAGUAAUUGCUGAAUACUUGGAGUCUGACUCUAAUUGA